This is a messenger RNA of Histoplasma capsulatum G186AR, 1452 nucleotides long. RefSeq names its product 26S proteasome regulatory subunit. Gene Ontology annotation, molecular function: protein binding; metallopeptidase activity; proteasome binding. The coding region runs from base 201 to 1205 and encodes 334 amino acids. Lineage: Eukaryota; Fungi; Ascomycota; Eurotiomycetes; Onygenales; Ajellomycetaceae. The transcript has 4 exons. The record is from RefSeq and is a predicted model, not a curated record. Gene Ontology annotation, cellular component: proteasome regulatory particle, lid subcomplex. Gene Ontology annotation, biological process: protein deubiquitination; proteasome-mediated ubiquitin-dependent protein catabolic process.
CAUAUCUUAAGCACUGAUUAACAAUUUCCUCAAUUCUCCGCCGAAGAUACCCUCGUUUGAUACAGCUCUGUUCAGUGCUAGUUUAAGCCUCGCAAGCACCGGAACCUGCUCUUGGAGUUUCAUCUCUCGGGAGCCAGGCACAGCCGGAUCACGCUGUCUACCAUUUUCGACAUUACACUCAUCUAACACAUAUCACUAAAAUGGAGCGGUUUAAUCGGAUGUUGCAGGCUGCUCAAGGCAUGGGCAUGACCAACGCAGCUCCAGGCGCAGAUGCACCUAACCUCAUCGAUAACUCGGAAACGGUUCACAUAUCAUCGCUGGCCCUCCUCAAGAUGUUGAGACAUGGGCGGGCGGGUGUGCCCAUGGAAGUUAUGGGUCUCAUGCUGGGGGAUUUCGUUGAUGAGUUUACCGUGAGAGUUGUUGAUGUGUUCGCGAUGCCUCAAAGUGGUACCGGAGUUAGUGUUGAAGCUGUGGACCCUGUCUUCCAAACCAAGAUGAUGGAGAUGCUUCGACAAACGGGAAGGCCCGAGACUGUCGUCGGAUGGUACCAUUCCCACCCCGGAUUUGGCUGCUGGCUCUCCUCCGUGGACAUCAAUACCCAGCAAGCUUUCGAGCAACUAACUCCCCGCGCCGUCGCUGUCGUCGUCGAUCCUAUACAGUCCGUCAAAGGCAAGGUCGUCAUCGACGCCUUUCGCCUCAUUUCCUCGCAAACGCUCAUGAUGGGUCAGGAGCCCCGCCAGACUACCUCCAAUCUCGGUCAUCUGAACAAGCCAUCCAUUCAAUCGCUUAUCCACGGCCUAAAUCGCCACUACUACAGCAUUGCCAUCAAUUACCGCAAGACGGGACUGGAGGAGAAUAUGCUGAUGAACCUUCAUAAACAUGUGUGGACGGAGGCGCUGCACAUGAAUGAUUUUAGAUUGGAAGGGGACAAGAACGUGGAUAGGCUGAAGAAACUCGUCAGCCUCGCUGAAGGCUAUGCUAAGCGCGUGAAGGAGGAGACGGAGUUGACGAAAGAUCAAUUGAAAACUCGAUAUGUUGGAAAGGUCGAUCCGAAGAAACACAUCGAAGACGUAGCCCAACAGCUCAUCGAAGAUAACAUCGUCGCGGUUUCACGACAGAUGAUCGAUAAGGAAGCUUCCUUGGCCCGAGAAACGAGUAAAAAUGGGAUGCAGAGUGAGCUGAUGGAUGUGGAAGAGGAACUAUGAAGUUUGAUCGUUUUUAUGUUCAAUUUUCUACUUUUCCUUUUCUCUUCAGCGUGUAAUAUCAGGCUAUCAUUAUCUCUAGUUUCAUUCUCCCCCACCUCUUCUGCUGGAAACGACUAGUAUAGGAAGUGGGAAGUCUCACGGCCUUGAAUUUUUGGUCCACCUGUCUUAGAAUAUGGAUGGAUGGGCAGGUUUUAUCUUCUCGAUAAUAAAGAAAUAGAAACAAAAUUACAUGAAGGCAACCUGAUCU